This is a messenger RNA of Oikopleura dioica, 1317 nucleotides long. The record is from the annotation of a GenBank genome assembly. Lineage: Eukaryota; Metazoa; Chordata; Appendicularia; Copelata; Oikopleuridae.
AUGACUCGAAAGAAACUUCCGGACUGGUCCUGGGCACCGAGAUUUUGUAUUCAACACGACUGGCUUCCAGCUCUCGAAGAUGACACCUGCAAGAAGUUCUGGGUCUCUUACUAUGGAGAAGAUAAAGCAGAUCCGGCCUCGAUCCACGGGAGUGUUCGGGCGCAUGGAGGAGCUGAAUCGCUCACCCUCUUUUCUCAAGAGUUUGAAAACGUGUCGAAAGAUGGACGCGAGCUUACUGUUGAACUCGACGAUAACUUGGGGGCUACGUUUAUUUACCACGAUAAAAGGUUGCAAGCUGGAAAUGGGCAGUUCAAAGCGCGAUUCCUAGACGUGUCUCCUGGUGAGAGUCUUGCGCUGGCGAGCGACUCCGACGUAGGACCCGAUGGACUCUCGAAAAUUCAAGUCAUCGAUAUAAAGAGCAGGGAAAUCAAGCUUUCUCUAUCCAUCGAGCCAACGCCACAUCUGGGUAGAUUUUUUCCGUCUGGCGAAGUUAUCAUCUUCGCUUUGCACAAUGAGAUCUGCCUCGCCGGACUCAAAGACGGUCAGAUCGUAAGAAGAUUCAAGGGACACAGCGAAAGCGUCACCCAAAUCGAAUUCAUCGAGGCCGGCAGAAACUUCGUAAGCUCUUCUACUGAUGGAACCAUACGCCUGUGGGAAUGUUCCAGUGGCGAACAAGUUUCUGAAUGGGAAAGUGAAUUAGUCCCAAGAGGUUCAAUCAACUGCUUAUAUGUUUACCAACACGACGAGGAAACAGAAUUCUCCGCCGAAGAAGCGAAAAAAUACUUUUGGAAGAAAACUACUUUUGCUCUUUACGGAACAGAGGAAGGAUACGUUCAAUGUAUAUCGCUUCCUACUGGCAAACUCGUUGCAGGAAUGUUCUGUCGAUCCGCGGUUCUCUCAAUGGAGUUGUUGCCAGAUCGCCUGAUUGCAGGUUGUAGAGAUGGACGGAUCUAUACGUUUUGGCGAAAGCCGAAUAAAAGUGAGGAAUGGAAUGUUGGAUUUAGCUUCAUGGUAUCGUACUUCUAUCCUCAUCCUGUCUACGCCAUGUCUGCGCAAUUAGCUCAGUCUCAAGAAGGUAUCUUCAAAGGGGAUCUCUACAUCAGCUUUGGUGCUACAGGCGUUGCGCUUUUUCGCAUCGUCGAACAUGAAGAAGACCUGGAAAUAGACGACCCUGACGAAAAGCCUCUCCGACCUAUGCACAAUGAACUGACAGGAGCAGACUGCGAGCCAAUUCAGCAGAUAUUCAAUCGUUCUAAUGGGAUCUGGACUACUUCGCGAGACGGCUUUCUUUUCUUUUACUCGUUACGGGACUCGUAA